Molecule: messenger RNA, 810 nt
Organism: Exophiala aquamarina CBS 119918
Lineage: Eukaryota; Fungi; Ascomycota; Eurotiomycetes; Chaetothyriales; Herpotrichiellaceae
Product: molecular chaperone GrpE
Exons: 2
Coding region: 1-810 (269 amino acids)
Biological process (GO): protein folding; protein import into mitochondrial matrix
Cellular component (GO): PAM complex, Tim23 associated import motor
Molecular function (GO): protein-folding chaperone binding; adenyl-nucleotide exchange factor activity; protein homodimerization activity
Source: RefSeq, a predicted model, not a curated record
AUGCUCCGAAAACAGCUCCUGCGCCAAGCGCGCAACAUUUCAGAAUCCUUAACCUCGACAUCACUGCCCCAAGUAGCACUGAUACAACGGUCUGCAUCGUUUUCUACUGCAUCAUUCACCCCUACAACCCGAGUAGCACUGCCCACCUAUCAGACAUCACGGAUACUAGGGAGACGAUGGCAGUCAUCGGAUUCCGAACAGAAAGCCGCUGACGCCACCGCGACAACGCCCACCGCAGAUGCUGCAUCCUCCUCAGAAGCGACUGCCAAAACAGCAGCCGAGGAGCACCUGGCCAAGGUGGAGAAAGAGCAUAGUGAUAUGGCAAAGGAAGUAGUAGAUCUCAAGGAUAAAUACCUCCGUUCCGUCGCUGACUACCGCAACCUCCAAGACCGCACGAAACGAGACAUGGACUCGGCCAAGCAAUUCGCGAUCCAACGCUUCGCCAGCGACCUCCUGGACUCGAUAGACAACCUCGACCGCGCCCUGACCUCCGUCCCCAAAGAAUCCAUCGCGGAUUCAUCCUCGUCCGCCGACGCCGCCGACGCCAAAAAGGACCUCCUAAGUCUCUACUCCGGGCUGAAAAUGACCGAAGAGAUCCUCCUGGGGACAUUGAAGAAGCACGGGCUUGAGAAAUUCGACCCGACGGAAGGCGAGGGCCGCAAGUUUGACCCCAACACCGACGAGGCCACGUUCUUCAGCAAGGAUCCGAGCAAGGAGAACGGCGACAUCUUCUUUGUACAGAGUAAGGGAUUUAAGUUGCAUGGACGGGUCAUUCGCGCGGCGAAGGUCGGCGUCGUCAAGAACUCAUAA